CAUGAGCCUCAGUCAGCACUGCAGUCAGAUACUGUUUUGUACGAGGAGCCUUAUUGUAACAGCGCACAUACCAAGAUGGACACUUUACAUAGGGUGAUCAUCAUCCUGCUCUUGUUCCUCCCAGAGCAUGCAGUGUCAUCAGACAACACUUCAGUAUAUGUGGGCUCUGUGUUUGUGGAGGAGGCUCUUCGCAAGGCGAUUGAGCUGACCGAUGCCGCCUACGCUCACACAAGCGAAAGGGUGAGGAAGUCUCUGUCCGAAGGUGCUCUGAGACCGACUGAUCUUCUGGCUCACUUCAAGCAGACCAAAACCACAAGCAGGACUCACAUUCGGGCCGCCGAGCUGCUGGACAACACGGUGGCGCUGAUCCGAGAAAUGGUCUACACUCACACUAUACCGCAGCCCAGCGGUCACGAGCUUCUGAGUGAAGCAGAUGAAGAGAAUCUACUGCAAGCCACUGGCUGCUUGGCUCAGCUGCGCACACCCAGCUGUCCUACUGGCUGUUUGGCAGAACGCUACAGGUCCAUCACUGCACACUGCAACAACAGACAACAUCCCAGAUGGGGCUCUGCAAACAUUCCCUAUUCUCGCUGGUUGCCUCCAGAGUAUGAAGACACGUGGGGGACACCCAGAGGCUGGGAUCCAGAUCAUACCUACCACAACUUCAACCUGCCGCCAGUCCGGCUGGUGUCUCAGGAGGUUCUGUUCACUCGCAAUGACAACAUCUCUCUGGACUCCACUCUGUCCCACCUACUGGUCGAGUGGGGCCAGUGGAUUGACCACGACCUGGUGCUGACACCCCAGAGCACCAGCACAGCGGCUUUCCGGACUGGGGCGGACUGCACCCGUACCUGCAGCCGGGAUUCGCCCUGCUUCCCCAUAGAAGUGUUUCAUCUUUGUUUUUAAAGGCAGGGUUUUUUUGUCCGUUAAACCAAAAGCUUCUCUCCUCAGAUUCCACCAUCUGAUCCACGGUACGGCAUCCAGAGUUGCAUGCCCUUCUUCCGCUCUGCACCAAGUUGUGUGGCUAGAGUUGGGCCUCAUUUGCACCGUGAGCAGCUCAACGCCAUCACCUCCUUUGUGGACGCCAGCAUGGUGUACGGUAGUUCGGAUAACCAGGCUCUGGAGCUGCGUGACCAUUCCUCACCACUCGGCUCGAUGGCCUGCAACUCGCAGCACUCGGAUGGGGAGCUGGCCUACAUGCCCUUCUUGCCUCGCCCGCAAGCUCACUUGGAUCCCUGCGGUCCUAGAGAGGGUUCCACGCCUCGGGACGCCGCCACAUCAUGCUUCCAAGCCGGUGAUUCAAGAGCCAAUGAACAUCUAGGCAUGGUGGUCCUGCACACACUCUUCUUGCGAGAGCACAACCGUCUGGUCAAAGAGCUACAUGACCUAAACCCCCACUGGAGUCCCGACACCCUCUACCAGGAGGCCCGGAAGAUCAUUGGAGCCAUCCACCAGAUCCUCACGUGGGAACAUUACCUACCGCGGAUCCUCGGAGAGAAGGCCAUGUCCGGGCAGAUGCCUCCCUACAAGGUCUAUGACCCCGACGUGGAUCCCAGCGUUGCCAACAUCUUUGCCACCGCCGCUUUUCGUUUUGCUCAUGUCACCGUGCAGCCGAUCGUAACCAGACUUGGGCCUGGGUACGCCGCUAACUCCCACUAUCCUUCACUCCCCCUGCAUCAUUCUUUAUUCGCCUCAUGGAGGGUUGUCCAGGAGGGUGGCAUAGACCCAGUGCUGCGUGGCCUCCUGCUGUCUCCUGCAAAGCUACAAACUCCUGGUCAGAUGAUGGUGGAGGAGCUUACAGAGCAUCUGUUUCAGGCGCAAGGUGGAAUGCCUCUGGACCUCGGGGCCCUAAACCUUCAGAGGGGCCGGGACCACGGCCUACCGGGAUACAGCUCAUGGCGAAGGUUCUGCGGUCUUUCUGUUCCCAACACAACAUUGACGCUGGCAGACAUUCUGGGUAAUCCAACUCUAGCUCACAAAUUCGAGCAACUGUACGGUACGCCGCACAACAUCGACGUGUGGGUGGGGGCCAUCUCUGAACCGGCUCUACCCGGAGGCCGAGUUGGACCACUAUUGUCCUGCCUGCUGGCCAGACAGUUCAGAGCCCUGAGAGAUGGCGACAGGUUUUGGUGGGAGAGGGAGGGAGUGUUCACCAACACGCAGAGGACACAGCUCCACGCCGUCUCUCUGUCACGAAUCAUUUGUGACAACAGCCACAUCACCCACGUGCCUGUAGACCCCUUCUCACGCACAGAGAACCCAGACGCCAUGCUGGCCUGCUCCAGCCCGCUCAUCCCAAACCUCGACCUCAGCCCGUGGAAAGAACCACACUCAGAUCCAAACUGCGGUCCCAUACCCAGAAUUCAAUCCGGCUACUCCCUGCUCUGCGACGCUGUGAUUAUCUACGAGUGUCAACCUGGUUUUGAGCUCCAAGGUUCUUCAACUAUCAGCUGUGACGUACAAAGUCAGCAAUGGAGCUCACCACUUCCAACAUGCCAGGACUUGAAUGAAUGUGAGCAAAAAAUUCCAGUUUGCCCGCAAAACAUGGAGUGUCUCAACCUCCCAGGUUCCUUUUCUUGCAGAGAGUUAUCAUCGCCAUCCGCCGUGUUGGUUGUGAUGGCAGCCAUAGUCGUGAUCAGUGGCGUUGCCGGAAUGCUGAUGAUCCUUAGCUGUUUUCAAAGGUGUUUGGCAAACAAAGACAAGCUAGUCUGCGCUGGAUGUUGCCAAGGGAAAAGUUAA
Molecule: messenger RNA, 2739 nt
Organism: Phyllopteryx taeniolatus (common seadragon)
Lineage: Eukaryota; Metazoa; Chordata; Actinopteri; Syngnathiformes; Syngnathidae
Gene: epx
Product: eosinophil peroxidase
Exons: 16
Biological process (GO): response to oxidative stress
Molecular function (GO): peroxidase activity; calcium ion binding; heme binding
Source: RefSeq, a predicted model, not a curated record